ACUGCUUUUGAAAUUUGCGUUGUUUUGUCGGUUAACGAGUGACGAUUCUAAAACCAUGAUCAUGCAAGUCUGAUUUUUUAUUAAUAACAAGUUGGUUUAUUUUAUUAAUUUCUUUAGUUUUAAGUAACAAUCAUGUCUCACAAAACUGCAAAAAAGAAACGUUUGAAAACUUCGCAAGAUGCAAGUUGUUUACUGAAGCAGAAAGACCGCGAUAAUGAUAAUUGUUUAAAUUUUAACGCUGAAAAAUACGAUGAAAAUGAGGUAUCAUAUACGCUUAAAAAUAUUCUAGUCAACACAAAUUCCAGAAUCGUUGGAAAAAAAUAUAAAACUGAUGAAUCGAGUAAUUUUACACCUUUAAAAAAAUCAAAAUGCAGCCCUUUACAAUUCCUGCCAAUUUCUAAACAAGUGGAAAAUGUCAUUAAUCCAUGUUCUAAAGACUCAAGUUAUAAAAAUUCUUCGACAAGUCUGUCAGUUGCAAGAUCGUAUAAAUGUUUUGCAUCUUUUAAAAAUAAUAAAAGUGAUAUUUUCAAUAAUAUCACUGCUAGCUUUUGCAGCUCAAAAAUAUUGAGCGGUCAGAUAUUGAGUGAUAUAGAUAGUCAGAAACGUCUUGAAUUAUCCAGUUGGGGCUUACCUCCAUUAAUAGUAGAGAGAUAUGAAGCUCGUGGAAUCAAAUCUAUGUUUCCAUGGCAAGUAGAGUGUUUGGCCAAUAAGAAAAUUUUAGAAGAAAACAAAAAUUUAGUAUACUCAGCUCCAACAUCAGCUGGUAAAACACUGGUAGCUGAAUUUCUUAUGCUCAAGACAGUUUUAGAAAAAAAAAAGAAAGCAAUAUUCAUUUUGCCAUUUGUUUCUGUUGUCAGAGAAAAGAUGUUCUAUUUUCAAGAUCUACUGUCUGAUAGUGGUGUUAGAGUGGAAGGUUUUAUGGGAGGAGUGGCUCCUCCUGGAGGUUUCUCAUCUGUUCACAUUGCAAUAGCAACAAUCGAGAAAGCUAAUUCAAUAAUUAAUCGACUAAUGGAAGAUGGAGAUUUGAUGACUCUGGGAGCUGUUAUCAUUGAUGAAUUACACUUGCUUGGUGAUCCAAGUCGAGGCUACAUAUUAGAAUUGCUUUUAACAAAACUAAAAUACAUGAGUAUAAAUUUGGAACAUGUAGACAUUCAGUUGAUCGGCAUGUCAGCAACACUUCCAAAUCUUUCAUUAAUAGCAGACUGGUUGGAUGCAGAACUGUACAAAACUGACUUUCGACCAAUUCCUUUGAAUGAACUAUGCAAGAUAGGUCUUUCUCUGUAUGAUUCAAAGAUGAAUGCAAUUAAAGAAUUGCCAAUGGCUACAGACAUAGUGAAUGAUACAGAUAAUAUCAUUCAAUUGUGUAUAGAAACGAUUGAUGGAGGUCACGGUGUUUUAAUAUUUUGCCCAACUAAAAAUUGGUGCGAGAAGUUGUCUAUUCAAAUGGCAUCAACUUUUUUACAAUUAGGUCGUGAUAACACAUUUCACGGUCAAAUUUUGCGGAAAAAUAUCGAUCUAGCAGCAGUUCAAGAAAUAUUGGCUCAACUUCAACAUUGCCCGGUUGGGCUAGAUAACGUAUUGAAGAGGACAGUGUCUUUCGGAGUAGCAUUUCAUCACGCUGGUUUAACUAUGGACGAACGCGAUAUAAUUGAGGGAGCUUUUCGAAUAGGAGCGCUCAAAGUUCUGAUAGCAACGUCGACAUUGAGUAGCGGUGUGAAUUUACCCGCCAGAAGAGUCAUUAUACGCUCGCCAAUUUUUAACGGCAAGCCUUUGGAUAAAUUAACAUAUCAACAAAUGAUUGGGCGAGCUGGUCGUAUGGGAAAAGACACUCAAGGCGAAAGUAUUCUCAUUUGUAAACCAAACGAGCGGCCAAUAGGUAUCAAUUUAAUGAGCUCAACUUUGGAACCAAUUGAGUCGUGUUUAGAGGAUUCAGGUCCUUUAAUACGAGCCCUUCUCGAGGCCAUUGCCAGUCAAGUGGUGCGCACCCCUCGAGAUCUCGAUUUGUACAGCAAGUGUACGUUUGUCUUCAAAUGUGCAAGUGAUCAAGUGAAAGAAAUGGUUGACGAAGCUGUGCACUUUCUCAUUUCAAAUGAAUUUUUACAAUUCAAGAACUCAGAAGAGAACGAGCAAAGAAUCGUGGCAACCUGUUUAGGAAAAGCCUGCUUGUCAGCCUCGAUCGCACCGCGCGAGGGACUUUUCCUGUUCGAGGAGCUGCAACGAGCUCGGAAAUGCUUCGUCCUGGACACCGAAUUGCAUGUGAUCUAUUUGGUGACCCCAUUCAACACUGGCAGCCAGAUAAGUACGAUUGAUUGGAUGUCUUACGCCGAGCUUUGGAGGUCCUUGUCGGAGAGCGAAAAGCGCGUUGGGCAGCUUGUGGGUGUCGAAGAAAGAUUUUUGAUGGCAGCUGUGCGUGGCAUUGUCAAGCCCAGCAAAGCUUUAAACAUUCAUCGUCGAUUUUUCACUGCAAUGGCGCUACACGAUUUGGUUCGCGAAGUGCCACUGAACACCGUUUGCAAAAAAUACAAUUGCAAUCGCGGUUUAUUGCAGAGCCUACAGCAAUCAUCGUCAACCUUUGCAGGUAUGGUGACGAAUUUUUGCAAGGAGCUAAAGUGGGACUGCAUGGAGCUUCUUUUUGCGCAAUUUCAAACUCGACUACAUUUUGGCGUGAGCAGAGAUUUGCUUGAUCUUUUACGAGUGCCUAGCUUAAACGGUCUUCGUGCUCGAAGCUUAUACAAGCAUGGUAUCACAACUGUUGCUGAACUUGCGUUCGCUAAUAAGCUAGACAUCGAAGAGGCACUGAAUAAAGCUCUUCCCUUCGAAAGCGAAAAAGACUUCGACGGAGAGACUGAAGCUGAAAUCGCAAAGAAAACUAAAAUGAGAACAGUUUUUAUCACUGGAAAAGACGGCUUAACUGCCCACGAAGCGGCAGAUCUCGUCAUCAGAGAAGCUAGAACCUUACUUCAGAACGAGCUAGGGAUUCGCGAUAUGCAGUGGAGACAAGCUCACAGCAACGUCAACCCGUCCGAACCAAGCUCACCAGAUGGGAACAGAAUUGCUUUAAAAUCAUCUAGCAUACUAAGUAUCAUCACUCCUACGAGAUCUAUAUCAGUACAAGACCAUCCAGUAUUUCAAAUAAAUUUAGCCAUUGAAAAAACACCUGACGGGCCUUUGAAAGUUUUUCAGAAACAAAGCUACGAUAUUGUCGAUAAAUCUCUAUCUAUCAGCAAUGAAAAUCUUUCCGCGUCUACAAACGAAGUCAACGAAAACAAACAGACAGAAUCUCGAAAUUCUCACGCAAGUGCUACUGAAUAUCUCUCUAAAGCUAACGAAAAUGCGUCAAUACUUCCCGGAAUACGCGUUAUUAGCCAGUGUAAAAAUCAACAAUCAAGCUCUCGAAUUCUUAGAUCCCAUUCCGAAAAAGCUAAAAGUUUAAUAAAGGACAAUCAUAUUGCUAUAUGUACACAAGACUCUUUAGACAGUAAUAAUUCACCAAAACUUUCUAAAAAAGAAAAUACUUUGGUAAAGGGGAGUCACAUUGCUGUAUCUACACAAGACUUCUUAAAGAAUACCGACUCACCCAACCACCAAAAAAAAGCAGGUAGUUCUCUGAAUAAAAAUUGCGUUACUAUUCGCUCUCAAAAUUUUGGUGUUUUUCAAAUGGAAAAGCAGGAAAAAGCUCAAGAUAAUCAAAUGUCAGAAUCUUUCGUUAUCAGUGAGUGUGCUUUAGAAGAAAUGAUGCAAGCUGUCGAAAAACAAAAUAUCAAGAAUACCGUACCAAUGCCUGUACCUAUUAUCGACGGAAAGGCAAAUUACGAGAAACCAAGGAUUUCGGCGGGUUCUAAUUGUACCAAGAGUCCCAGUCUCUUUAGCGAUAGUUCAUUUUUGGAUCCCCAAAUUUGCAGUAUUUUGGAGCAAAAUGUCAUUGAUCCCAAUUGUUUCGCUGACUUUGAAAAGAGCAGUUUUACUCAGCAAAAGGCAGAAGCGACGAAAACUUUUGCAAAUGAUAGGUCAAUUGAAGUAUUUAAAAAAACUGUUACGACACCUAAACUUCCCGACAAAAGUAUCAACAUCGACAAUGCAACACCACCAAAACGUAACAAUAAUGAGAGUAAAACAAAAGAAGAACCCGACAAGAAAUUAAACAAUACAAAUCGAAAAAAUAGCUCUUUGGAUAAAUGUACUCAAAUAAAUUGUUUAAAAAAAAUCUCACAACCACUAACUUGGGUAGAAGAUUCUUGGGAUCAGUCUAAAAACUUGCCAUUUAACGAAAAGAAAAGUAAAGAGGAUAAAGAAAAACAGAGUCCGUCGCUUCUGCAGACUUCUAGACUAAAAACGCGACUUAAGACAAUAGCCGCAACUCAGGCAGCUCUUAGCAAGAUUCAAGCUUCAACUAGUCAGUCACCGGUUAUAAGUUCACCGAUAAGCGUUUUCCGUCAUCAAAUAUUUAAUAAAAUAAGGGAAUCGCCUAUAAAGAGUGUCAGAAGUUACGAAUCUAGAAAUUUACCCUGCUCUUCCAAGAAAUCCGAUUCAGACGAAUCAAUUUUGAAUUCCCAAAGUCCACUACCAAUUAUCUUCAACAAAACUCGUAGUAGAAUUGAGAAGAAAUUAUUGGUCAACACGCAAAAACUGUUUAAAUCUCAGAAGAUUUUGAAUUUGCAAUCUAAAUAUAGCAUAGAGCAAAAAUUGGUUAAGCCUAACUCUGACUAUCGUGCAGAAAGCGACUCGAGUGAUAGCGAAGACGUAGAUAGUAUUGAGCUUUUUGAUUCGGAUGAUACGGUGAGAUCUCAAGAACAGAAGGCAAAAAAGAUUAAGAAACACGUGUCACCGACGAAUAAAACUAAACCCCUUAGAAGCGACAGUUAUUUCAGCGUGAUAAACGCAGAUGAAAAAAUUAGACCAGAGUCGAUAGUACCUGUAAACGUUGUUAAUUCAAAACGAACUUUUCGUUUAUUCCGCGAAGACAUAGAGAGUUCGUUAAAGUCUGGCCAAAGGAAUAAUUUGGCUUUAUCACUAGUUACUGAGCCACAUUUGAAAGAACCCGUGAGUACUAUUGGUAAAAGGAUCGUUGGCAUAGAAGAAAAGAAGAAAAAGGAAAAGAAAUCGAAUACGUACAUUUAUGAUGACCGGAAGCUCACUGGAGUAAUUGUUUCGUGGGGUAUUAACUCACUGUAUCACUUGCCAUUUACUAAUACUCGAGAAACUAAAAUAACAAUCAGAGAAAGAAUAAGUUUUUUGCGUGAUAUCUUAACUAAUAGAACAAUCACCAUGCGUUGCUUUAAUGCCAAAGAGGUAUACAAGAUGCUAUACGUAUGCUGCGAUAUUGAACCGUCAUGCAAAUUCUUGGAUCCAAAAACCGGAGAUUGGCUUCUCAACUCUGACACGUGUAAUAAAAGUUUAACAGAACUGACGGCUCAAUAUUUUCCGACGGGUAUCGACAUAGCAACUAUUUAUGAAAAUAAUUACAGAACUUACGCGCUCACGGGAACGAUGAAAGCUGGCAUCAAAGUGGUACUUACGUGGUAUAUAGUUGAGGGGGUUUUAAACGCUAUCAAACAGCAUUGUUCAACUUUAUUAGAAUGUUAUGAAGACAUUGAAAUGCCAACGAUUUUAAUUUUGGCAAGGAUGGAAUUGAGAGGGUUUGGCAUCAACACACCAGCAUUACAAGAACUAUCUACUGUGAUUAAAAAUGACCUAUCUCGCGCAGAGGAAGAAGCUUUUCGACUUGCAGGCCGAAAAUUUAAUUUUUAUUCAUCUAAGGAAGUGUCUCAGGUGCUUGGGCUCGUGAAAAAAGGACGAGGGUGUACGAAUAAAAAUACCUUACGAUCAUGUGAAAAUCCAAUCUCGAAGCUGGUAACACUUUGGCGAAAAUUGAGUACCGUGCAGACAAAGAUCGUUUAUCCGUUACUCCAAUUGGAAAAGAAAAAUAAACGAAUUCAUGGUAACUGUAUUACAUAUACAGUUACGGGUCGCGUUUCUAUGCAUGAGCCCAAUUUGCAAACUAUACCUCGUGAUUUUACUUCAGAAAUAAGUGGCUGCAUACUAAGUGUUCGCAUGGCAUUUGUUCCUGUAGACAGCAACGUCAUGUUAUCCGCAGACUUUUGCCAGUUAGAACUCCGAAUUUUAGCUCAUUUCUCAAAUGAUCCUGUACUGUGCAAACUCUUACAAGGACGAGGAGAUAUUUUUAAAAACAUUGCCGCAAGACUUCACGGAAUUAUGGAAGAGGGGGUCAACGAUGACAUGAGACAACGCGCUAAGCAACUAUGCUACGCUAUGAUCUACGGAAUGGGCGUAAAGUCAUUAGCGGAAUCUCUCUUCGUAAGUGAAUCUGAAGCCAAAGAUUAUUUGGAGUCGUUCAUGGGAACUUACAAAGGAAUUCGCAGCUGGUUGAACAGUGCCAUUGAGCAAGCUAGACUUGACGGUUUUGUGUCGACUUUAACUGGCCGACGCCGAAGUUUGCCUGGCAUUAACAGUAAAAUUUCAUCGAUCAAAUUGCAAGCAGAACGUCAAGCUGUCAAUACAAAAGUUCAAGGUUCGGCAGCGGAUAUCACGAAGAAAGCUAUGGUUCUCAUCGAAAAUAAACUGAAAGAUAAAUUUUCACAUAUGCCGAUGACUUUUCCAACGACACAAGAUAAAAGAAAGUUACGUAGUACUGACGAAGACUCGCAACUGCGCGGUGCUUACUUGGUAUUACAACUCCACGAUGAAUUACUUUAUGAGGUGAAUUCAAGAGAUUUACAACAAGUCGUCAGCAUAAUCAAAGAAUCCAUGGAACAUGCUUUUCAACUUCGCGUACCGUUACCAGUCAAAAUCAAAGUUGGUUCAGCUUGGGGCAAUCUUGAAGAGUAUCAAACUUAA
Molecule: messenger RNA, 6855 nt
Organism: Phymastichus coffea
Lineage: Eukaryota; Metazoa; Arthropoda; Insecta; Hymenoptera; Eulophidae
Gene: DNApol-theta
Product: DNA polymerase theta
Exons: 23
Coding region: 133-6855 (2240 amino acids)
Biological process (GO): double-strand break repair via alternative nonhomologous end joining; DNA-templated DNA replication
Molecular function (GO): DNA-directed DNA polymerase activity; ATP binding; DNA binding
Source: RefSeq, a predicted model, not a curated record